Molecule: messenger RNA, 693 nt
Organism: Ambispora leptoticha
Lineage: Eukaryota; Fungi; Glomeromycota; Glomeromycetes; Archaeosporales; Ambisporaceae
Source: the annotation of a GenBank genome assembly
AUGGCCUAUGUGCAAGCGGCAUCUGCAUUUGGCUUCGCAAUGCAAACAUAUAGACUCUUAGUUCUCUGUAAACAAGAAUCUGGAUGGGAAACAAAAAAAUCUGAUAUGCUUCUCCUGAUUUUUUAUCCAGUUACAUUGACAACGGUAUUGGCAGCAUUUUGUAUAAAAGAUAGAGCCAUACAACCUCAGGCAAUGCAAUGUGAUGUAACAGAUCCACCAUGGAUAAGAUUAAUCGGUUACGCCGGCAGUAAUUUAGUCAUAAGUACCGUUGGCAUGUAUAUAAGCGGUCGGUCUGCAUACGCGUUAUUCGCGCAUCUUAAGCAAUUUCGUUCGACUUUGGACUCAAGAGGAAGAAGUCAGCUGUCGGAAACCACAGAACGAGUCAUUCAAAGACGAUACGCAGUGACAAAAGGAGCAGCUAUACGGAUGGUUUCAGUCUCGGCGUUAUUUAUUUUGAUAAAUUUUUUCGCAUCGAUUCAAACAAUAAUAACUGUAAUAAAUGGACAAUCAUACAGAGAUCAUGAUUUAAAACUUAGCCAUUUUGUCGGACCGUUGAUCGGUAUCGCACUUUUCUUGGUUUUUGGCACUGGUCGAGAGAUGCGAAGGAGUUUUCGCCAAGCAUUACAAUCGAUCCGUAAUCGUUUAACAAAUUAUGAAACGUCACCUAAUCCGAAUAUUAGUCGUUUUGAUUAA